ACUAGUCUGGGGUAAGCGUUCUCUCGCAAAUUGACAAAAGACAAUAUUUCAGUAGGAGGUACAUAUUUCUUUUGAUAAAUCGAAAAUGUUCGUGAAAAUGCGAGCUGCGUUUGCGACCCACCCAGCCAUAAGGGAUGCGCGACUGAGCGGCGCAGACGCGAUUGACAAACGAAGCUAAAAAACAAGACAUCAGUAUCGAGUAACAGGCUGUGAAAAGCACACGAGGUCCUUUUCUACUAUUGUUUUCUUGUUUUUAAAACCUGUUACCAAAUUAAAGAGAAUCAAGAUGGACGUGGCGUUGAAAAGACUGCGCUUAACAUCCAAAGGUGUAGUUACUUUGGCAAUUUCAUUAAUAGCGUUGCAACAAGUGGCUGGCGGUGAAGUUCCCAGGGGCUCUAGGAAAAACAACUGUGAGCUUCCGUAUCCUAAACAUAAGGAAUUUGCUAUCAGCCGGAAUACAUUUCUCGAAAAUGAUAUACGUCUGAUGUACCCUAGCAGUUAUGAAAAGAGGUAUAACCCUACAUAUUCUGGUCCAAGCAUUAGCCGUCCUUCGUCAUUAAAUAGAAAUGUGUACCGAAAAGGAUGUAUCCGUCGUAAUGGUGCUUGUGAUAAUCGUCCUAGUGACUGUUGUUUUAGUAGUUCGUGUAGGUGCAAUUUGUGGGGGAGCAACUGCCGCUGUCAACGCAUGGGACUCUUUCAAAAGUGGGGAUAGAUCAGCCUGCCGUAAUCAUACACGUUUAAAUAUGAGCAAAUUUAUAGAUAAAUACAUAUAUACACCAUACAUAAAGUAAAUAUGAUGUGUAUAAUUUUAACCAAUUAUAUUUCUUCAUACAUUUAGCCAUAUUUACCAACUGCUUGUCAAUUAAAUAAACUAAACCGCA
Messenger RNA from Drosophila virilis, 881 nucleotides. Lineage: Eukaryota; Metazoa; Arthropoda; Insecta; Diptera; Drosophilidae. The record is from RefSeq and is a predicted model, not a curated record.